UCUUCCUUUUCCAACACGGUUUUUAUAUAUAUUUUAUUCUUUUUUAAAUUUUCUAUAUCAUCUUGGGAUUUGUCUUGAAGCUCUCAAUUUUUCUUCUGUUCACACUUGUGUAUUUAGCUUCUGUGAAGCUUUUCCAUAUUGCUCUCAAUUUUGAAGUUGCUUAAUCUUUUUAACUGUUGUCCUUUGUGGCAUAAUAGAACCACCCCUUGAUGCUUUUCUGUUUUUUGCCUAAGAGAAAUGGCAUUGGAGUGGAGUUUUCACUCUCCAAAUGGUAUUUUCAUGAUGCUAUUGUUUUGUCUUGGCAUCAUCCUUGUAAGUUCGAUUAAUGAAGAGGGUUCAAGUCUUUUGAAGUUCAAAAGUUCCCUUCUUGACCCAAAAAACAAUCUUCAAAACUGGAACUCUUCUGAUUUGACUCCUUGCAAUUGGACUGGUGUGUAUUGCACUGGUUCAAUGGUAACUUCUGUAAAACUUUACCACCUCAAUCUGUCUGGUACUUUAUCUCCAAGCAUAUGUAACCUUCCAAGGCUACUUGAGUUGAAUCUGUCAAAAAAUUUCAUCUCUGGCCCUAUUCCUGAGGGUUUUGUUGACUGUCAUAGUUUAGAGAUUUUAGACCUUUGUACUAAUAGGCUUCAUGGACAACUUCAGACCCCUAUUUGGAAAAUCACAACACUUAUAAAGCUUUACCUGUGUGAAAAUUAUAUGUUUGGUGAAGUGCCAGAAGAGCUUGGGAAUUUAAAAUCACUUGAGGAGCUAUUCAUUUAUAGCAACAAUUUAACUGGACAAAUUCCCACAUCAAUCAGCAAGUUGAAGCAGCUUAGAGUUAUAAGGGCAGGCCUAAAUGGCCUCUCAGGGCCAAUACCUGCAGAAAUUAGUGAGUGUGAGAGCUUGGAGAUAUUGGGUUUGGCACAGAAUCAACUAGAAGGUUCCAUUCCAAGGGAGCUUCAAAAGCUUCAGAACCUUACCAGUUUGAUUCUAUGGCAAAACUCUUUAUCUGGGGAUAUUCCUCCUGAGAUUGGAAAUAUUAGUAGCCUUGAGUUGCUAGCUUUGCAUCAAAACUUAUUCAGUGGUGUCCCUAAGGAGCUGGGAAAGUUAUCCAGGUUGAAGAAGUUGUACAUAUACACCAACCAGUUGAAUGGAACAAUUCCACCAGAGCUAGGGAACUGCACAAGUGCUAUUGAGAUAGAUCUAUCUGAAAACCGUUUGAUUGGGAUCAUUCCCAAAGAGUUGGGGAAGAUCUCUAAUCUCACCUUGCUUCAUCUAUUUGAAAACCAUCUGCAGGGUCAUAUUCCAUGGGAGCUUGGGCAGUUGAGGAUGCUAAAAAAUCUAGACCUUUCAAUGAAUAACUUAACAGGUACAAUUCCACUUGAGUUUCAAAAUCUUACCUACAUGGAGGAUUUGCAGCUAUUUGAUAAUCAACUUGAGGGUGUGAUUCCUCCUCAUCUUGGAGCUGUUAGAAACCUUACCAUUCUUGACAUAUCAGCAAAUAAUCUUGUUGGUAUGAUACCUCUCCAUCUUUGUGAAUAUCAGAAGCUACAAUUUCUGAGCCUUGGGUCAAAUAGGUUGUUUGGGAACAUUCCUUACAGCCUGAAAACUUGUAAGUCUCUGGUGCAGCUUAUGUUGGGGGAUAACCAGUUAACAGGAAGUUUACCUGUUGAACUGUAUGAACUUCACAAUCUAACUGCACUUGAACUUUAUCAGAACCAGUUCUCUGGGCUAAUAAACCCUGGGAUAGGUCAACUUAAAAAAGUAGAGAGGCUUCUCUUGUCAGAUAAUUAUUUUACUGGGUAUCUCCCUUCUGAAAUUGGAAAUUUGGCACAACUUGUCACAUUCAAUGUUUCAUCUAAUCUUUUCAGUGGUAGCAUUCCUCGUGAGUUGGGAAACUGUCUAAAACUGCAAAGACUUGAUCUUAGCAGGAACAAGUUCACUGGCAUGCUUCCAAAUGAAAUUGGCAAUCUGGUGAAUUUGGAGCUGUUGAAAGUUUCUGAUAAUGCACUCUCUGGAGAAAUUCCAGGCACUUUAGGGGAUCUUAUUCGUCUCACAGAGCUGGAGCUAGGUGGCAACCAAUUUUCAGGAAGCAUCUCUUAUCAUUUGGGAAGACUUGCUGCUCUUCAGAUUGCACUUAACUUGAGCCACAACAAACUUUCUGGCACAAUUCCUGAUAGCUUGGGGAACUUGCAAAUGCUGGAAUCCCUUUACUUGAAUGACAAUGAACUUGUUGGUGAAAUUCCUGCAUCAAUUGGUCAGCUUCCAAGUCUUUUAGUAUGCAAUGUAUCUAACAACAAGCUGGUAGGAACUGUUCCUGACACCACUGCAUUUAGGAAGAUGGAUUCCACAAAUUUUGCUGGAAAUAAUGGAUUGUGCCGUGUUGGUACUUAUCAUUGUCAUCCAUCUGAAGCUUCAUCUCAUCAUGCAAAACCAAGCUGGAUAAAAGAUGGUUCAUCAAGGGAAAAGAUAGUGAGCAUUGCUUCUGGGGUGGUUGGAUUAGUUUCUCUUGUUUUCAUAGUGUGUAUAUGUGUUGCAAUGAGGCGUCGUGGCACUGCUUUUGUUUCACUUGAAGGAGAAACAAAGCCUCAUGUUCUUGAUAACUAUUACUUUCCUAAAGAAGGCUUUACUUACCAGGAUCUCUUGGAAGCCACUGGCAAUUUUUCACAAGAUGCAGUUAUUGGAAGAGGAGCUUGUGGAACUGUCUACAAGGCUGUUAUGAAUGAUGGUGAAGUCAUUGCUGUCAAGAAGCUGAAUUCACAUGGAGAAGGAGCAAAUGUUGACAGAAGCUUCUUUGCAGAGAUUUCAACCCUUGGAAAGAUCAGGCACAGGAACAUUGUGAAGCUGUAUGGAUUUUGUUAUCAUGAGGAUUCUAAUCUUCUUUUAUAUGAAUACAUGGAAAAUGGAAGCCUUGGGGAACAACUUCAUUCCAAUGCAAGCACAUGUGCACUGGAUUGGAAUAGCCGGUAUAAAAUUGCUCUUGGAGCAGCAGAAGGCUUAUGCUAUCUUCAUUAUGAUUGUAAACCUCAAAUCAUCCAUCGUGAUAUAAAGUCAAACAACAUAUUACUUGAUGAAGUGUUUCAGGCUCAUGUUGGAGACUUUGGCUUGGCAAAGUUGAUUGACUUUUCCUACUCAAAAUCCAUGUCUGCUGUGGCAGGUUCAUAUGGCUACAUUGCCCCAGAAUAUGCUUACACCAUGAAGGUGACUGAGAAAUGUGACAUCUAUAGUUUUGGGGUAGUUUUGCUGGAACUAGUUAUUGGGAGGUCACCUGUUCAACCUUUGGAACAGGGUGGUGAUUUGGUGACAUGGGUGAGAAGAGCAAUUCAAGCAUCUAUACCAACAUCUGAGUUAUUUGACAAGAGAUUGAAUCUGAAUGAACAAAGAACAGUUGAAGAGAUGUCUCUUAUUCUAAAAAUUGCUCUCUUUUGCACAAGUACAUCUCCACUUAAUAGGCCUACAAUGAAAGAGGUCAUUGCAAUGUUGAUUGAUGCUAGGGAAUACGUCAGCAAUACACCAACCUCUCCUACAUCAGAAUCUACACUGGAUGAAGAUCAAGUUGCUUCUUCCAAAGAUGGUGGUCCUUGAGUUGCAAGUCACAAGCUUCACCCCAUUAUUUCAACAUGUUUGAAUCUUGGCCAAUCAUGUCCCCUGGCUCAAUUGAAUAAGUAGCAUUAGCUAGAAGAAUUUCAUAAUCAGUUUCAAUGAAGCAAAAGCAAUGUUUUAACCCAACCAUGUGUCCUUCAUGUGCUGCAAGAUGCUCCUUACCAAAGCUGUUUGAAAAGUUUCCAUCCUAACAGCAUCAAGCAACUCUAAUCUACUAUAUCUUUAGAUUUAUCAUGAUUCUAUUCGCAUAGCAAAUCUCACUCUU
This is a messenger RNA of Gastrolobium bilobum, 3850 nucleotides long. RefSeq names its product leucine-rich repeat receptor-like serine/threonine-protein kinase At1g17230. Gene Ontology annotation, biological process: protein phosphorylation. Bases 238 to 3567 code for a protein of 1109 amino acids. The record is from RefSeq and is a predicted model, not a curated record. The transcript has 3 exons. Lineage: Eukaryota; Viridiplantae; Streptophyta; Magnoliopsida; Fabales; Fabaceae. Gene Ontology annotation, molecular function: receptor serine/threonine kinase binding; protein kinase activity; ATP binding.